Molecule: messenger RNA, 2387 nt
Organism: Dothidotthia symphoricarpi CBS 119687
Lineage: Eukaryota; Fungi; Ascomycota; Dothideomycetes; Pleosporales; Dothidotthiaceae
Exons: 4
Coding region: 123-2345 (740 amino acids)
Source: RefSeq, a predicted model, not a curated record
CUUAGAGGAAUUCCGAUCCAUGAUAACAGGGCGUUCUUCGAUCAUCCCAUUUGACACAAACCGAGCGUCUAAUUUUCAAGAAAAGGAAUCCCAAAAGCGAUUGAGUUGUCAGAUACUGUGGCAUGAGCGACGCAACAUACGGCGGUAACUACGCUCCACUCGAGCCAGAUGUAGAGCUGAGCACACGAAACAGCGUGUCCAAAUACGCAGACGAGGCCGAAUUCGUCUCGAAAGAGUUGCCGGAAAGACCGCCAUGGAGAGCGACCCGCACUGCAGAUUUCAAACAUGGAUGGCGUUUCGGCGUAUCUUUAGGCGUGGGAAUGUGCUUCUUCGUCUUCAUUCUUAACAUCACACUUACCGUCUGGGGUUCACUCCGCAGCAAAGCAAAUGAUGGGCAUAUAUUCCGCGGAAGCUGCAAAGAAGCGAAACAAUACAAUAUGGGCAUUCAUAUUGUGAUCAACGUUUUAAGCACUCUAGUCUUAGGAUCCAGUAAUUACGCUAUGCAAUGUCUGUGUGCGCCAACCAGAAGGGAGAUCGAUCGAGCGCAUCGAGACGGACACCUGCUCGACAUUGGCGUGCAGAGUUUCCGGAAUUUACGGACUGCCAGACCGCUUAAGCGCUGGAUAUGGAUUGUGCUUGCGGUUUCUUCAUUACCGUUACACCUGCUGUACAACUCGAUGUUCUACUCGACAAUUAUCAACAACGAUUACGACCUCUAUUUCGCUUCAGAAGACUGGCUUAACGGCGCCUGGUACGACUCAUAUCAUAUUCCCGCUGGUGGCAUUACGUAUAUAGAAUAUGUGUCUCAAUCAAGCUACGAUGUCACAGCUUACUACGACUCAGAUCCUGCUGCUAUUGUUUCCGCUUAUCAGCGUGACUCUACGCAAUUCGAAAGAAUGGAUCCUGCCUCUUGCACCAAGACAUAUGCAAACUCAUAUUUGUCCGAUUACAGCAACGUCAUCUUGAUCUCCGAUUCCGUUGGAGACCACAACGCUACAUCGUCUAUAACCUCCAACAAUAUAACACGACCCUCUUCGUUGCGUUGGGUGACAGCAAGCGCCUCUAAUCCGGAAUUGUGGUCGAACAACAACCGUUUUGCAUGGCUGUGUUACUGGGUAGAAACAAUCUGUACUAAUGCGUUAGCCCAGAAGGAAGCUGCCAUUGAGCCUUGGACUAUAUAUGGCUACGAGGUCAGCGGAUGUGUGAGCCAGAAAGUUGAGGAAAAGUGUAGUGUCAAUUUCAACCUGACCAUUGGUAUCAUUGUUAUUAUAACAAACCUGGCAAAGACACUUUGCAUUCUCGCAGUCUGCCUCCUAUUAACUGAUCAGCCUCUGAUCACUAUAGGUGACGCAGUCAACUCUUUCCUGCACUCUCCGGACCAGUCGACGAAAGAAUGGAGCCUGAUGACCCAGGAAGAGAUCAAGUUGCAAUGGACAGAUCUUCAGCGAAAGGGCGAACGUCCAUACCCGAAAUUAUACCGCGUGCAAAAUGUACGUCGAUGGAGAGCGGUGACACGCAAGAGCUGGAGAAGUUUCCUGGUUCUCUUCUGCACGGCUCUCAUCAUCGUCAUAGCCCUCCUCUCCUAUUCCAUGGCCAAUCUCGACGACAAGUCUUUCAACGCCCUUAAGGACCUUGGCUUCGGUACUGCAACUGCCGGCAACGUAAUCCAAGGAUGGAGCAUCCCCGUGGCAGGAUCCACCGCCCUCCUCGCCAACGUCCUCGUAGCCAACUCCCCGCAGCUUAUACUUUCCGGCCUCUACCUCAGCUUAAACGACUUGCUGACUCGCAUUCAACUGGCUGUAGAAUGGGCCAGUUACUCCAUCGAGCGUAAGCCCCUACGCGUCUCACAUGAUCGUACAGGAGCCCAGCGCUCAACGUAUUUCCUGCAGCUUCCCUAUCGAUACGGUUUGCCAUUAAUGGUCAUUUCAUCGACAAUACAUUGGUUGAUCUCACAGAGCAUAUUUCUUGUAAAUAUUGACACCUUCAACUCCGCAGGACAUCCAAAAGUCGACGAGCCGUCGAUAGCAACAUGUGGAUACUCGCCCCUUGCUAUGAUCUGCACGCUUGUCGCCGGAGCUUUGGUCGUCGUAUAUGUGAUAUCGAUAGGGGCUAGACCGUUGGAAAGUGCCGGGAUGCCGUUGGUCGGGUGUUCUAGUGUUGGUAUUGCCGCUGCAUGUCAUCCACCUAGAGAAGGAAAUCAUGAGCAAGAGGCGUUGAUGUGGGGCGCAUUGACCGAGGGACUGCUCGAUGAAAGCGCUACAGCUUAUGGGGAGGAUCAUGUUGGGCACUGUACUUUCUCAAGCUCCGCUGUUGAUAGCCCUGUUGUAGGGAGGUUGUAUUCGUAGUCAGUAAUAUGGUUCCCUUAUGACUUACAAAUCAAGCUCCGC